UUUAUCAGUUUCAGAAUGAAUCUUCCUCCUCUGGGAAAAUCCUCGACCUGGGAGGUAGAAGGAGAGAGAAGGGGGUCAAUCUCUUCACUUGUAGCAACUGGAGUGAACUCAGGGAGGGUGCAGACUCUGUAAACUCAGAUGCUGCCAGACCUGCUGAGACUUUCCAGCAUUUUCUCUUUUCAUCACAUCACAUAUUGCUCACGCUCCUCGGUGUCAGGAAGUACUGUGCAAGUUCAUCAGUGUCAGCAAAAUAGUACGCACACUCACUGUCAGCUGAAACGUCCCGAGACGUUCUUUCCCUGGACCAAUGGGAAGAUUUGGACGACCGGAAGGAAUCUGGUCCUCCUGACAAUCAGAGACACCCAUAGUACAUGGAUGCGGAAGUUCGCCAUAAGAUUGGAAAGUUGCUGCUCCUAUCUCUGAAUGAAGAUCAAGUUUCACCAGAUUGCAGCUUCCUUCCUCUGUCUAAACAUCUGAAGACAUGGGGAAAGAAAUCUGAAAGCACAUGACACAUCAACUUCUGACAGAACCACUUGAUUCAUUGGGACUUGAAUAUCAGCAGCUAUUCAAAAGAGAAGAAAUGUUUGCUCUUGUCUGCUUGAGAGGUUUUGAACACUGGUAUGGCAGGAAGAAUAUGGAGAUAUCUGAGUGAGGGAGAUUCAGUGCGCUGUCAGUAAAAUGUGCUUUAAACUGUUUAUUCAGCUUAGGGGAUCAAACUGACACAAUUCACGUUGGGGAGAAAUUGUGUACACAUUCUGUUUCUAAUUUCAAACUCAGAGCGGCACAAGGGAAGCUCCCCCAAUUGGCAAACUAUGGAAGUGUGCGGACUGUGGGAAAGGAUUCCCUUCCCCAUCAGUGCUGGAAACCCACAGAUGCAUUCACACUGAGGAGAGACUGUUCUCUCCUCCGUGUGUGGGCAGGCAUUCAGUCAGAUGGGUCAUCUGCAGAAGCACCAGCAGGUCCACACGGGAGAGAAGCUGUUCGCUUGCAGGAAGACAUUUGAUCAAUCAUCUGCACUGCUGAUCCACAACAGUGUCCACACCAGUGAGAGGCCGUUGACCUGCUCUCAGUGCGGGAAAGGUUUUGUGAAUUCUUCCAACCUGCAGACUCACCAGCGGUUCCACACCAGAGAGAGGCCAUUCACAUGCUUGGUGUGUGGGAAAGGGUUCGCUUAUUCAUCUGCACUGCUGAUUCACAAGAGGGUCCACACAGGGGAGAGGCCAUUCACCUGCUCAGUGUGUGGGAAGGGAUUCAUUGAGUCUUCCAGUCUACGGACCCACCAGCGGAUCCACACCGGGGACAGGCCUUUCACCUGCUCAGUGUGGGAAGGGAUUCAGUCAUGUGGGCCAUUUGCAGGCACACCAGCGGGUCCACACGGGAGAGAAGCCGUUCAUGUGUCCAGUGUGUGGGAAGGGGUUCACGGAGUCAUCAAAACUCCUGAUCCACCAGCGGGUCUACACCAGGGAGAAGCCUUUCAUCUGCUCAGUGUGUGGGAAGAGAUUCACUCAGAUGGGACAUCUGCAAAGGCACCAGCGGGUUCAGACGUGAGAAAAGCCGUUCACAUGUCCCGUGUGUGGGAGAGGGUUCACUGAGUCAUCUACACUGCUGACCCACCAGUGGGUCCACAUGCGAGAGAAGCCUUUCACCUGCUCAGAGUGCGGGAAGGGAUUCAGUCGGUUGGGUAACUUGCAGAUGCACCAACGGGUUCACACCGGGGAGCGGCCAUUCACUUGUCCCGAAUGCAGGAAGGCAUUCCAUCACGCCAGCAACUUAUGGACACACCAGCAGGUCCACACGGGAGAGAAGCCAUUCACCUGCCCAAGCGCGGGAAGGGAUUAAUUGAUUCCUCUGGCCUGCAGCUGAACGAGCAGGUCCACACUGGGGAUACCCGCUCACCAUCUCAGAUGGUGGGUGGGUAGUGUGUGCGCUUUGACCUUGAGCCAUUUAAAAACAACAGCUACAUUUUGUACACGUUUUUGUUGGGGAGAUCUGAAGCAGUGACAAAGCUGAGUCGCAGUAAAGGUUACUUGAACUUCCCGUCGUACUUGGAACUUGAAAUCUGUGAAAUCUAACAGGCUUUUAUUUCAAAGCUGCUCGUUUCUUUCAGCCUCCAGCACUAAGUUUCCGCUGUCAUGUGAAGUGAAUGAGUAGCUAGUAUAACAGAAAUUGUAAUUUUUUUCUGGAGUGCAGGUACUCCAUUGCUUCAUUGGCAUUGUAAAGGUUACUGGCAGCACAGGGGGAGGUGUGAGCUGUGUUCACUGGAAAUUAUGUGGAAGAGCCCGUGUUGGACUGGGGUGGACAAAGUUAAAAAUCACGCAACACCAAGUUAUAGUCCAACAGGUUUAUUUGGAAGCACCAUCUCUCGGAUCACUGCUCCUUCAUAGGGUAGCUAUGGAGCAGGACCACAGGAAACAGAAUGUAUAGCAAAAGAUUAGUGUCAUGCAACUGAUACCAUAUAAUGAACAAACCUAGAAUGCAGUUAAAGUCUUUCAUCUUUUAGAAUGAGUUGCAGGUUUUGGUUCAUUUCAUAUAUUAAUCCCAGAGCUUCCUUCAAGUAAUAUUCUUGACAUACCUCGUUUUUUUAAAACCUGAAGUUAACAGCUCAGCUUGAGGUUAGAGUCUGUCUAUAUCCCAAUCUUGAGUGAGACUGGUUCUAAUUUCCAAAGUAGGAAUUUAUAAAAUAUUACAUGGACUGACUGCCUGCAGAUUUUGCUCAAAGUGCACAAUAGAAUGUAUCUGCAAAUGUAAUUUCACAAAUCAAAAUUCACCCCAAAUACUUGUAUGUAUUUGUGCGUCCAUUAGAGACAGUUUGCACUUGCACAUGUGUGUGUGCAUAUGUGUGUGUUUGUGUGUGUGCAUGCUUGGUAAAACAUGUGAUGGAGUAUAAGCCUUUAAGAGGGUGUGUGUGUGUGUAGGGAGAGUAUGUCUGUGUUUCUGGGAGAGAGCAAGUGUAUGAGAAAGAGUGUCUGCAUGAGUGUGUGUAUAUGUGCUUA
Messenger RNA from Hemiscyllium ocellatum (epaulette shark), 2993 nucleotides. RefSeq names its product zinc finger protein 135-like. Bases 933 to 1592 code for a protein of 219 amino acids. The transcript has 3 exons. Gene Ontology annotation, molecular function: DNA-binding transcription factor activity, RNA polymerase II-specific; RNA polymerase II cis-regulatory region sequence-specific DNA binding. Lineage: Eukaryota; Metazoa; Chordata; Chondrichthyes; Orectolobiformes; Hemiscylliidae. Gene Ontology annotation, biological process: regulation of transcription by RNA polymerase II. Gene Ontology annotation, cellular component: transcription regulator complex; PcG protein complex. The record is from RefSeq and is a predicted model, not a curated record.